Parasteatoda tepidariorum (common house spider) is the source of this 1748-nucleotide messenger RNA. RefSeq names its product polypeptide N-acetylgalactosaminyltransferase 2-like. The record is from RefSeq and is a predicted model, not a curated record. Gene Ontology annotation, molecular function: polypeptide N-acetylgalactosaminyltransferase activity. Gene Ontology annotation, cellular component: Golgi apparatus. Lineage: Eukaryota; Metazoa; Arthropoda; Arachnida; Araneae; Theridiidae. Gene Ontology annotation, biological process: protein O-linked glycosylation.
AUGAGGUGUGCUAUGCUUCGAGUCAGAAAGAGGUAUUUGAUUUUGCUUCUAUGUGUUGCAAUCUUAACUGCUAUUUUCAUUGUCUUACUACCAUCUUCGAAGCCAGCUAACAAAGCCCUCCGUUUGAAAACCUCUCAUGAUGACAAAAACUUUGUCAGCAAUGUUAGAAAUGAUAAUGCUUUACAAAUUGAAUGGCAGUACUUCGAAGAAAAAAAAUAUGUUAGUGAAACUAUACUUGCACCUGGCGAAAACUACUAUUCUCGCAAUAAAUUUAACCAAGCUGCUAGUGACAAACUUCCUAGUAAUCGAGAUAUACCUGACACAAGACAUGACAAAUGCUCAUCCAAAACUAAGCGUAAAGAUCUUCCUUCUACUAGUGUUAUUAUUACUUUUCAUAAUGAAGCUCGUUCAACUUUAUUGCGCACUAUUGUUAGUGUUUUAAACAGAAGUCCAGAACAUUUAAUAAAAGAAAUUAUAUUAGUUGAUGACUUUAGCGAUGAUCCUAAUUAUGGACUUUUGCUUGCCAGCAUUCAGAAAGUUAUUCUUCUGAGAAAUGAUAAACGAGAGGGAUUAAUCAGGUCACGGAUUAAAGGUGCUGAAGCUGCGAAGGGAACCAUAUUAACUUUCCUAGAUAGUCACUGUGAAUGUAAUGUGCACUGGUUGGAACCUCUGCUAGAACGAAUAGUAGAAGAUCCAACUAGAGUUGUAUGUCCUGUUAUUGAUGUUAUUAAUAUGGAUGAUUUUAAGUACUAUGCUGCCUCAUCUGAUUUAAGAGGUGGUUUUGAGUGGAAUUUAGUAUUUAAAUGGGAAUUCCUUUCUCCUCAGGAAAGACAACAACGUUCAAUUGAUCCAACAACUGCAAUUAAAACUCCUAUGAUUGCUGGAGGCUUGUUUUCUAUAAAUAGUGAUUACUUUAAAAAAAUGGGAAAAUAUGAUGAAGAGAUGAAUAUUUGGGGUGGAGAAAAUUUAGAACUUUCUUUUCGAAUAUGGCAGUGUGGGGGAAGUUUAGAAAUUAUACCAUGCAGCAGAGUAGGUCAUGUUUUUCGUAAGCAACAUCCAUAUUCUUUUCCUGGUGGAAGUGGUAAUGUUUUUGCUCACAAUACAAAAAGAGUAGCAGAAGUUUGGAUGGAUAAUUAUAAGAAUUUUUAUUAUGCUGCUGUACCUGUUGCCAGAAAUGUUCCUGUAGGUGAUAUUAAAAACCGUAUAUCGUUACGAAAAGAACUUAACUGUAAACCUUUCAGUUGGUUUUUAAAAAAUGUUUAUCCCGAGCUUCAAGUUCCUAUGAAAGAUGUUUCUCCUAAAGGUACAAUUCGUCAGGGUCUUCUUUGUGUUGAUACUCUUGGCCAUGCCAUUGGUGAAAAUGUUGGUUUAUAUGCUUGUCAUGGAAGUGGGGGAAAUCAAGAAUGGACUUAUACACAAAAUCAUCAAAUUCAACAUGAUAAUUUAUGUUUAACUCUCAACAGACCAAAAGUGGGCAUGUCCGUGACUUUAAAAAAAUGUACUAAAGGAAGUAUUCAACAAAAGUGGAUAUUACUUAGUAACAACCAAACUGUAAAACAUAAAACAUACAAUUUAUGUUUAGAUAGUCGAAGCCAUCAAACUCAAGGACUUAUUGCUUUUUCAUGUGAUAAUCAUGCAAGUCAACAUUGGGUAAUUUUUGAACAGAACCUAUCAGUUCAAGAUUCUCUUAAUUAAAACAUCAUUUUGUCAUAAAUUUAUAAGAAAAUGUGAUAAAUUAGGCCACUUAU